AUGCAUGAUGAUAUUGAAAGUGCAGUGCCUAGUCUUACGGUGUUGUAUCUUGGACCAUGCCCAUUGUUGAAGGAGAUUCCAAUUGGAAUUGAGCAUCUCAAUAACCUAAAGAAAGUUGUAUUUGAAAUGAUGUUGAAGGUGGUUUAUUUCAUGAUAAAAAAUGAAAACUGGGAGAAUGUCACUAAAUACAUUCCACAACAAAAGCAGUCUUUUCAAUUUCUCCAUUUACUUUACCGAACCCCACUUUUAUAUCUUCUUGAUGAAAGAGCACAUGGCUGCGAUUCUUCUAUUUCUUGGCGUGCCUGUUCAAGAUCAUCCACUUUACCCUCUAAACCCUUUGAACUCUCUGGGUUUAAGAUUGUUGCUAUAUCUUUAUGGCUUAUAUUCCACCACACAAGCGACUCAAAGGAUUCCAACCGUCCAUCUCCAACUGCAGAGCUGCUUGCUCCACAUGUCAAGAGAGAUUUGAACUUGAGAUCAUCUCAGCAUAAUGUAGACAGGGUUGGGAAGAUUAUCUUUGCAGACCAAUGCGUAUACACAUGGUUCGUUGUUGAUUUGGAUGAUAAUCACCAAUUUCCUUCAUUUGUCCACCUUGAGCCGAUUUCAGAGCCCAUUGAGCGGGCUAUAGGAGAAAAGUCCCUAGUUUUAGUGAACAAUCAUGCAGAUAAAGGUAAUGAUGAAGUGGGAGGGAAUAUAUCAAGUCGAACGAGGGACUUUGUUGCUAAAAAUGCAUGGCCAGAUUUAUUGACUUCUUUUAACAAUCUGAGGAACAAAAUGGAGUGCAAAGAGCUGGAGAAAGUAAAGCCAGUAUUGGUCGCUAGAUUUGGCAAAAUUCUUUUUCGUGGGAACUAUUCUGUGAACAUAGAAAAGGUCAGAAAAGAUCCAGUAGCUGAAACCACUCUGAAACAAUUGCGAAGACAAUUUUAUACAAAUGUUCCUAUGUCUUAUAUGGAAAACAUUAUAAGUGAAGUUGUGCCAAAAGUAGGAGUUGAUUUUGAAGCAGAUAAGGAUGUAUACUAUAUCUGGAUUGAACUGAACCAUGCUCGUCAAAUGGUCAUAGACAUAUCAUGCGUGGAUAAGAAUUUAGACCUGAGGCUGAUGCUAUGAACCAAGAGUGUUGUCGCUGACUUAACUGAUGAUGAAAUGCAGAGCCUUAGAAAUCUGAUUAAUUCAGCUGUUUUAGAUCCAGGAGUGAAGGGUUGUUUGAGAUGGCCCCUAGGGAAGUCAAACUUGAGGGUUCGGUAUCGUGUUAGUGGGGUUUGGCACACAGAAGUUAAGUUGUAUGAAAGCUCAUCACUGAGGCUCAAGGUAAGACAUGCUGAUCGAUUUAGUUUUAAGUCUUCUACUGGGGAGUCUGCGUUGGAGAUUACUCUGAAGUUGAAGCGAUUAGCUUCAGACAUACUGGAACAGAAGGUGGACACUGAUACUAACUAUAAUAUGUUUAAGGACACCUUAGGGUUGAUGUGGAAUCAUUUUCUGUGUUGUGAGCACUUCUUGACAUAAGCAACUCGUGACAAGCUUUACCUACUGUGAAAGAUGUUAAUAUGUUAAUGUCAGUGAUGGGAAUAACCCAUGUUUCCCAUGUCCGUCUCCAAUGGUGGAACAUUUCUUGUAAAUAUUUGUUACCAAAUAUUUUUGUUGCUUCUUUCUUUCUUUUUUUAAUCCUUGUAAGAGCUUAAUAUUGUACAGGUGGCGUUUCAACAAUGGUAUGCUUGGUAAAUCAUCGA
Molecule: messenger RNA, 1727 nt
Organism: Pistacia vera
Lineage: Eukaryota; Viridiplantae; Streptophyta; Magnoliopsida; Sapindales; Anacardiaceae
Exons: 8
Coding region: 1-1107 (368 amino acids)
Source: RefSeq, a predicted model, not a curated record